Messenger RNA from Eurypyga helias (sunbittern), 1169 nucleotides. RefSeq names its product GID complex subunit 4 (gene GID4). Gene Ontology annotation, cellular component: GID complex; extrinsic component of membrane. Gene Ontology annotation, biological process: negative regulation of gluconeogenesis; proteasome-mediated ubiquitin-dependent protein catabolic process; protein catabolic process in the vacuole. NCBI's taxonomy places the organism in Eukaryota, Metazoa, Chordata, Aves, Eurypygiformes, Eurypygidae. The coding region runs from base 18 to 473 and encodes 151 amino acids. The transcript is spliced from 5 exons. The record is from RefSeq and is a predicted model, not a curated record.
UCUUCUAGCAUGUGGAUAUGGAAAACUCCUAUCUCUGUGGAUACUUGAAGAUUAAAGGCCUUACAGAGGAGUACCCAACCCUCACCACUUUCUUUGAAGGGGAGAUAAUCAGUAAAAAACAUCCUUUCUUAACGCGCAAGUGGGAUGCUGACGAAGACGUGGAUCGUAAACACUGGGGGAAGUUCCAGGCUUUUUACCAGUAUGCAAAAACAUUUAACUCUGAUGACUUUGAUUAUGAGGAUCUGAAAAAUGGGGACUACGUCUUCAUGAGAUGGAAGGAACAGUUCCUAGUCCCGGAUCACACUAUCAAAGACAUCAGCGGUGCUUCCUUUGCUGGUUUCUAUUACAUCUGCUUCCAGAAGUCGGCAGCAUCUAUAGAGGGCUAUUACUACCAUAGGAGUUCAGAAUGGUAUCAGUCAUUGAAUUUAACUCACGUUCCUGAGCACAGCGCUCCUAUCUACGAAUUCCGAUGACAGCUGUCCAGAACUGAUACCGCCCAGAAGCAAACCGGGCAGGAGAGCAUGGCCUGCCAGGAGAACUGUGUCCCUGUCGGAGCACGGGAAUGCACGCUUCUCUCCUGCCCCUCGGACUCGCGAGAGAGAGCCUGAAUGUUAACCCACCCAGCCCAAGGAGCGUGGCUGCUGGAGCUUGAUUCUCCCUCCUGUCGAGUGGCGAUUUGAUCUUUAAUCUGGUUUUAAGCUACCUUUAAAUGCACUUUCUUAUUGCACAGCUAGUUUCUCUAUCACUGAAAUUCCUCCUGGCCUUCCUCUGGAAGCUGUUUCUCAGUAGCUGGAAUCAGUGGUCUGUCCUCCGAGUAAUAAGAAAAUAUAAGCUCAGUGCUUAUAUUUUCCUUGUUACAACCUGAUAGGGGUUGAAAUCGCCAGGACUCGGGUUUGGUUGCCCAGGUUGCCAGCUCUGAUGCUCCCAGAGCCGUGUCCCGCGUGUGAGGCUCCGUCCAGCCGCGGGGUCUGUUGGGGGAGCGUUGGCUGAGACAGAGAAGGCCUGAAGGAGCCUUUGCUUCAUGCCAGCUAACGAGGUUAGCUGGAGCUUCAGAUCUUUCAGGAACGCCGGCCCUUUGGAGCUGGGAGCUGUUCCGGUGUCUGGAUAUGCCACUGGGAUUUAAGUUGACGAACGGACUUCCAGGCUCUCAGUAAAGUGGAUCUGAACUC